This is a messenger RNA of Drosophila guanche, 1316 nucleotides long. Its product is annotated as transcription factor Ouib-like. The coding region runs from base 50 to 1237 and encodes 395 amino acids. Gene Ontology annotation, molecular function: nucleic acid binding; zinc ion binding. The transcript is spliced from 5 exons. Lineage: Eukaryota; Metazoa; Arthropoda; Insecta; Diptera; Drosophilidae. Gene Ontology annotation, cellular component: nucleus. The record is from RefSeq and is a predicted model, not a curated record.
UUUCAGUAAAAAACAAUAUAAACAUCUUUAAUUUGCGAAGAGGCCGGAAAUGGAGCUUCUGUGUCGAAUUUGUGGGGAGCCAGCCGUAAAUCCGAGAAGACUCUUCGACGAGAAUGGAGCCGAUGUAUUGAACGACAUCCUCAAACUGACGGGCAUCUGGCUUACUAAGAGAGUAGGAUUCCCCUCACAUAUAUGCUCUUCCUGCCUGCAAAACUCAAACGAAGCCAUGGCAUUCAGGGAACUUUGUAUAAGAACCAACAACCUUUGGUACGAAACACUCGAUGCAGCCGACACCAAACCGGCAGACGACGAAGUGCAUUUGGAGCCCAUAAUUGAAGACGAUGAAGCGGCGGAGCCUGAGGAGAACAAUGAAUAUAUCACACUGGAAAUCGAAACUCUGUGUGAGGAACUAAAGUCUGCAAGUCCUUCGAGCCUUCAUGGAGAACCGGUCUCAUUGUCUGCUUCGUCGCGUUGUCACAGUAAUCUAUCCAAUAUGCGCAGAAAAGCUGAUGAUGGAGACUAUGAUGAUGAGCACUUGGAUUUUGAUCCCAUGAUAAAUGAGGAUUCUUUGCUUGACCCUGAAGAGGAGGAAGAUGAGGAAGACAAAGUGAUAGAAAAAAAUUUGUCAGGGCUUAAGUCACGAUUAGAUUCAUGUUCUGUACCUAAGAAAGGAGUGCGCCGUGCUUCCAAGAAAUCAAGUGUAGUUCCAGGGGAUAUAUCAAAGAAGAAGCGUUAUAGACGAUCCAUUGGUGGCUUUUACUGUGACCAAUGCGGCAAAUGGUUCAAAGAUAAAAGCAACCUCAAUGUCCAUUUGACGCGACACACGGGCGUGAAGCAGUUUGAAUGCAAGGAGUGUGGUCGGAAGGAGUUUACCAUGCACCUUUUGAGCCUACACAUCCGCGUAAAACACAAAGGGGAGCUGCCAUACUCGUGCAAGUACUGUGGACAGCGCUUUGACAACUGCAUAAAACGUUUGAGACAUGAAAGGCAGCAUAAGGAGAGCCCCGAUAUUCGCCCUCACGUCUGUCCUGUUUGCGGAAAAGCCUUCCAACUGAAGAGGGCCUUAAGGAUGCACGAGAUUGUACACACGGGUGAACAACCAUUCCACUGCGAGACCUGCAACGUUUACUUUAAUCGCAAAUCCAGCUUACAAACCCACAACCGAUCGAAGCUGCACACCAAAAAAGUUGGUCUGGAUCAGAGCAAAAAACUGCUGGACGAAGAUGCGGAUACGUAACGGCAAAAAGCAGUCAAUAAAUUACCAUAAAUAUAGGUUGUUGGUUUCAUUUUUAAAAUUGAAGUUGAUACGCGCAUAA